CACCUUUACUCUGUCCUACCAAUGAAAGGUCCUGACAGUGUCAAAGGGGUCCCAGAAUCAUGGUUUAUGAGAUGAACAUUUCCUUAGAGAUCAGCUGUUUCCCUUGUUUUACAAAGAAUAUAACUGAGGCCCAGAGGGGGAAAGGGACUUACUUAAGGACACAGGCAUAGAAGGUGUCAUGGCAUAGACUUGAAUUCUGACCCUUUGGCUCCAAACCACCCUUUAUUACUCCUCUUGGACUCCUCUUACCUCUCUUCAUGUGUGGGAGAUUCUGAUACUUGAAUCUCAGUGCCUGACUAGGAAAUGCUCGUUGGAUUAGUGGUCUCUCCCCUUUCCUUUUAAAUUGUGGAUUUUUAGGAAUUUUCUACUCCACUCCCCCCUCCAAGGGCCAACAGUCUUGGUCCAAGGAGUCAUGGAUUAAGAGUAAAAAGGGACCCUGGAAAUGAUCUAAUCUAAGGUGCUCCAAAUGGAUUUUUUUAGCUUUACAGAAUUACAAUAUUUGAGCCUUCCCCAAAGGGUGAAGCAGUUUUCAUCUUUAACACCUUAAAUUAUUCAACUACAGUGAGAACACCUAUUACAAUUUGAAAUCUCUAAAGCCAAGAUCUGUGCUUAUAAUAAUUUUUACAGAAUUUACAGAAGAAAACUUUGUUUUCUUCCAAAUUUUACAAAACCAAAUCAGACAAGCAUUUCCAUAUUCAAAGAAAAAGAAGACUGCCUGGAACUGAAAUCACAAACAUCUUCUAUGUUUUGCUUACUUUUCUUCAUAUAAAUAAUAAUAAUAAUUCAUAAGAAAUCCCAUCCACAAGCUUCUUAGCCCUUCCCCAGCCUCCCCACACCACAGAAGGAAGGUAUCUGUACAUAUAAUUUAAGUCUUUCCUCUUUUCACCUUUCAGCUCACUCUGGAGGUGGCAAUCAAAGUUUAUUCUUCCAGCAUUCGUUCUGUAGCUGAGUAUAAUGUUCUCUUGGUUCUGCUCCUUUCACUGUUCAUUGUCUUGCGACUGGAGUUCUUUUCAAGUUGUUUUUUAAUUAUCCUGUUCAUUAUUUCUUACAGCACAGUGGUAUUCCAUCACAAUUACAUACCACAAUUUAUUUAGCCAUUUCCUAAUUGAUGGGCAUCCUCUCAGUUUCCAAAUAUUUGCCACCCCAAAGAGAGCUGCUAAAAAUAUUUUGGAGCAUAUGGGCUCAUUGCCUUUUCCCCUGAUCUCUUUGGGAAACAGACCCAGCAAUGGUAUUGGUAAUUGGUAAUGAUAUAAUACCAUUUUAAGGGUAUAGACAGAAUUCCAAUUUGCUCUCCAAAUUGUUGAAUUAGUUCCCACUCCACCAACAAUGCAUUUGUGUCCCCACUUUUCCACAUCCCCUCCAACAUUUGUCAUUUUGCCCUUUUAUAAUUUUAUCUGGUCUGAUGGGGGUGAGAGGAUAUUUCAGAAUAAUUUUGGUUGGUAUUUCCUACCAGAGUAGUGAUUUACAGCAUUUUUGUCCACCUACAUAUUACUUUGAUUUCUUCAUCUGAAAUUAUCUUUUGCCCAUUUAUCAAAUUAAAAUUAUCAAUUUAAAAUCAAAUACUGACUGAAAAAAUAUUUACCCCGAGAGUACUGUGGUCAUUCAAAAAUCCUCCCUAGACCUUUUCAGAUAGAAAUUACCAUUGAAUUUCUGCUACACAGCAGGGGGGAAAUGGGAACAGAACCUUUCCUAGAACAUUUAAAAUGAGGGAAUGGAAAGGCCAUUUUUACUGUGGAGGCACCAUUCUGGAGCAUUACACUUUCUAUCACUGUGGAGCCUUUCUCCCCAUUUGCCAGAUAGAAUGGAGGUGCUCCAUAAUGAUUUCAGGACACAAGCAAGAUAGGGCAGACCCAAAGCAGUCCAUAAACACAGAACCUUUGUGAAAAAUCAGCCCCAACUCCCCGAAUAUGAUUUCAACACAAUUUCUCCAUAAUCUGUGUUCAUUUUAUUUCUCAAAAUAAAUAGUGGGAACCCUGGGACAGGCCAAUAAAGGCCAUAGGACACACCAAAAGGCAAUUUUAUCAUUUUUUUUAAAUGGGGGGAGCUGAAAGAAUGCCCUGAACUGGUCUCCUGUGAACACUCAAUGGAAAAUGUCUUUUAAAAGUGCCUUUUUGAAGGGGUGGCUGGGUGGCUCAGUGGAUUGAGAGCCAGGUCUAGAGAUGGGAGGUCCUGGGUUCAAAUAUGGCCUCAGACACUUCCCAGCUGGGUGACCCUGGGCAAGUCACUUAACCCUCAUUGCCUAGCCCUUACCACUCUUCAGCCUUAGAACCAAUAUACAGUAUUGAUUCAAAGAUGGGAGAUGAGGGUUUUCUAAAAAAAAAAUUAAGCCUUUUCACAAGUGAUGAACAAGGGGCGCUACAUCCCGGACUAAGGGGAUCUACUGUUUUAGGGGAUCCCGGAGCCCUCUCUUCCCACCCUAUCUGUCCCUCACCCGCCAGACGAGCUCAUGUCUGGUCACACUUGCUGACUGGCGUCAAUUUGGACCUGGGAUGCCCAUCUGAGUUCUUCCAAGUCCUCCUAACCCUGAGCAUAGUUGGAGCCCACCUGCGUUUGAAAGUUCUACCCUUGUGACCUUUAAACUAGAUCUCUCCAUUUUGCAAAGAGGGAAACUGAGGCUCAGGGAGGGGCUAAGGUUACUCGGGAAGGCACCACAGGAAGUAAUGGGGUUGACCUGCACUCAGACUUGGGUCUUUCCUCUCAGCUCAUUGGAAGUUGAGACUGUUACUCAGCCCUCUCCACCCCUCCCCCCUCCCCCAGCCCACUGUUGUCGCGGUCGCGCCUCUUCCGUUGGGCGGGUCCCUAUAAAAGGAGGAUCUCCAUCCGCCUACCGAGGCACACCCUGAGGGAGAGUGACGCAGUCAGAAGCUUCGUGGCCUCCUCAGUCCAGAGGACAGGCCCAACCGCCGGGGCUACUGCCUCGACGACCCUAGAGGUCAGGCCAGAGACAGGAGGAGGUGAGAGCCGGCGGUCCAGCCAACGGAUCCAGUCAGCCGAUCCAGCCAACUGAUCCUGUCAGCCGGUCCAACCGUCUGUCCAACCAGCCGGUCCAGCCGUCUGUCCAGUCGGCCGGCCCAGCCUCCUGUCCGCCAGCCGGUCGGUCGGGGAAACCGAAGCCGCCAGCCCUUGCAGCCCAAGGCGGUGACAGCGGGGGGUACCGUCCAGGGGAGCAGGCGCGCAGCGUGAAGGGAGGUGCCUUAGGCCCGAGUCAGUGCUUCAAUGGCUGACUCCCGUUUCGAGGGUGACAGGGAGGAGGAGUUCAGGGGAUUGCCCACUAUCCAAGAGGGGGAGCCCGUGCUGACCUUCAGGGGCCCCAAAAUGCGCCGGGGUGAGUGUGUCCUAGUGGACAGUGAGGAUAGGAAAGUCCGUUACCUGAUCCGCUACCAGAGGGCAGGCCUGGGCCCCAUGGGGGAGGAGAGGGUGGCUUUCGGGGAAGUGCCGGAGCCCGCGGAAGAAGGGGCCCAAGAGAUGGAGAUCGAGUCUGAGGGGGAGACAGGGCCCGGGCUUGAGGGGGGGCCCGAGAAAGAGGGCGGGGCGGGGGCUAAGGAGAGGGAGGAUGAGCCCCCACCCGAAGCCGAGGAAGAGGCUGAAGUGGAGCCCAUGAUCGAGGCGGUUCCCAGUAACCUGGAGGCGGGAGCCAGCCGCAGCCCCAGCCCAAAGCGCCGCCGUCGCAGCAGCCCCAGCCCCAGCCAGCGCCGCAGCCCCAGCCGGAGCCGCAGCAGCACCAGUAGCACCCUCAGCCUCCUGGAGGACGACGACGACGACGACGACGACGACGACGACGACAACGGCGAAGAGGGCGAGGACUUUGAGGAGCCCAUGAUGCCCAGCGAGGAGGAGUUCUCCACCGAGUCCUCCAACCUGGGAGCGGGCUAUGGCGGGGCUUCGGGCCCCGUCACCAGCCGCCAGUCAGGCACCCCUAGGUUCCAGCUCUCCCGUGAGCAGCUCUGCUCCAUUGUGGUCAUCGGGGGGUGGGAAUAUGAGUGGGUCCCCGAGAAUCGCCUGUUGCGCUAUUCUGCUGUCCAAGUGCAGCUGGACAGCGAUGCCGCCCUCCAGAUGGCUGCCAAGAGAGAGCAGCAAGAAGACUGCCCCGUCAGCUCCACAGGGGGCAGCACCUCCCUCGCCGCCACUGUCACCGGACCCCCAGCUUUUGGGCCUCCGCCUAGAACUAAUGUUCCCAGUGACGGACAUAGAGACUGACCCACCAUGUAGAACUGGUCCCUGGUUCCCUGUCCAGAUGAUCUUCACUUGUGUCUGAUGAAUUUUGCUUUCUGAUGGUUCCCUGCCUUUAAGCUCAGCCCUUAUUGCAGAUUGUUAAUGGGAAGGUGUCCUGUCUUUAGCUGAGUGGGGUGGCGGUGGGGCUUAUCUGGUACAGGGGCUGCCCCUCUGCUCCUUCUUGGGACGGGACCACGUAGGUUAUCUUCUCUCCAUGUCAUCUCUAUGCCCUGAUUACUGACCUGCUCUGCUAUUUGCCAGUCAAUCCAACAUGUCCACCUGCAAAUGACAAAAACCACACUUGUCUGUAGUGAGAGAUUCUAAGAAAGCUCCUUGUUCAGAACUGUUUAACUUGUUGAAAAUAUAUUGAUCUCGCAUGCAAAAA
Molecule: messenger RNA, 4597 nt
Organism: Monodelphis domestica (gray short-tailed opossum)
Lineage: Eukaryota; Metazoa; Chordata; Mammalia; Didelphimorphia; Didelphidae
Source: RefSeq, a predicted model, not a curated record